AAUCAAGGAUCUUGAUGCAAAAUGCAAAUAAUUUUUCAUAUGUUGGUUCAUCAACAAAUGAUUUCAAGGAGGAGAGUGUCAUGGUUGGGGGUAGCUUGCAAUAUGCUUCUAAUACUGAGAAUGAAAUCAUUGUAGGAUUCGAGGAAGAUGUAGAAGAGAUAGUGCAUAUGAUCAUUCAGUCAGAAUCCAUAGAACGAGACAUUAUCUCAAUCGUGGGAGAAGGAGGCAUUGGAAAGACAACAUUAGCCAAAGUAGUCUUUCAAGAUCAACGUAUUACUGCUUGCUUUGAAAUUCGAGCAUGGGUUGUUGUGUCGAAAGAAUAUAACCUUAAAGAGAUGCUCAUUGGUUUAUUACGUUGUAUUAUGCCGAUUACUAGAGAAAUCUCUAACAUGGACGAAGCUCAACUAGAAGAGAAACUACGUAGAAGUUUGAUGGGUAAGAGGUAUCUAAUUUUCUUAGAUGAUGUAUGGACUACGGAAGUCUGGUAUGCCAUCCAAAGAUGUUUUCCACAUAAUUCUAGUGAAAGAAAUCCAAUCAUGAUAACUACUCGGGUAGUUGAUGUGGCUGAACACUUAAGUUAUUUUUGUGACAUUAAAAGAAUGAAGUUCCAAAAUCUAGAGAACAGCUGGAAAUUAUUUUCUAUGAAGGUGUUUGGAGUAAGAUGCUUUUGCUCCCCUGAACUAGAGAAACUUGGGCGUCAAAUUUCUUCUCAAAUUUCUGGCAGCAACCAAAGGAUCAUUAAAAGUAUGGAGAGAAGUUGCAGAAACGUUGGAUGGAAUGGAUUGGGCUGAUGACAAAACUUCGAAAAUACUUUUGUUGAGCUAUGAUUACAUGCCUUGUCAAUUAAAAGUUUGCUUUCUUUAUUUUGGAGUUUUUCCUAGAAAUUGUUGUAUCCCUAUUAAGAAAUUAAUCAACUUAUGGGUUGCAGAAGGAUUUUUAAUGCCAAAUAAAAAUAAGAGUUUAGAGGAAGUAGCAGAGAAUUGCUUGCUUGAUCUUAUUAACAGAAGUCUAGUUCAAGUUGACAAAGUAAGUAUUGAUGGCAAAAUGAAGGAGUGUAAAAUUCACGAUCGGUUGCAUGAGAUUUGUGUGAAACAGGCUAAAAAAGAGAACUUUGUUCGGAUUAUUGAUGAAACGCAUGCCCUACAAGUUUGUCGAUGGAUAAGUUGUCAAUCAAGUCAUUGGCCGAUCACUCUAGCCAGUUGUGGGAAUCUCAGUUCCCGUGAAUUUCACUCCAUUCUCUUCUUUGGCAAAGAGUUUUACUUUUCAAAAUGCAGGUUGGUGUACUCGUGUUUGAAAGUGCUAACAGUACUGGAUCUGUCUUUUGUUAAAUACUUACAUGGCAUGCCUAGUGGAAUAACUGAUUUGAUUCAUUUGAGAUACUUGGGUUUAAGCACUAUAGGUUCUCUUUAUAAGUUUAGAUUGUUGAAGCUUCAAAGUUUACAAACUCUCAUUGUCUGUUCAUGGAUGGAAGAUUAUCCUUUGCAACUACAGUGUAAUAUUUUGGAUUUGCCACAGUUGAGGCAUUUGCGCCUUGAAAAGAGAUGUUCACAAUAUCUCCCAAGCAUGGUUCGAGAAAAUCUACAUACUCUUUAUUGGUUGAAAGUUACUAGCUCGGACCAGAAUCCAAACUUUAGAGUGGUUCCAAACUUGAAGGAACUUGGGAUUUACGUUGAAGGUGAACUAUUGCCUGGUUGUCUUAAGAGCCUUGUCCAUUUACAUCUACUUGAGAAGUUAAAAUUUGAAAUUGGAAGGGUUGAGCGGUUUUAUCUUCCCACUGCUUUUCCGUCAAACCUGAAGAAGUUGACGCUUCGUUGUACUUAUCUUCCAUGGAAAGUGAUGGGCAUAAUUGGUAAGUUGCCCAACCUUGAGAUAUUGAAACUGAAAGAUUUCGGCUUUUGUGGCCCAAAGUGGAAACCAAAGAAGGGGCAAUUUCUGGUAUUAAAGGUGCUCCUUAUUGCACAUACAAAUCUGAAACAAUGGAAUGCAAAUGUUAAUCAUUUCCCAGUUUUGGAGCGCUUAAUCCUAAGAUAUUGCUGGGUUUUGAAAAAGGUUCCAGAUUGUUUUGCAAAAAUUGGAACGAUGAAAUUAAUUGUGUUAGACAGUUGUACUUCUCUUGCGUUUUCCUCUAUGAACAUGCCAGAUUGUGCACUUCGUGUUCAUCAUAUUGGAACUAAGGUUGAAUUGCCAAAUAAUGAAAGCUCUGAAGAAGAAACUGUGGAAAUCUCUGAAGAAGAAAGUUUUGAAAGCUGUGAAGAAGAAAUUGUUGAAAGCUCUAAAGAAGUAAGUGUUGAAAGCUCUAAGAAGAGGAAAGCAUGGAGAGUUUUAUGAAGAAAGUGACCGAGGAGGCUAUUGUAAUGCAAUGCAAUAUCGGAACAGUAAUUG
This is a messenger RNA of Ipomoea nil (Japanese morning glory), 2382 nucleotides long. Its product is annotated as putative late blight resistance protein homolog R1B-14. The record is from RefSeq and is a predicted model, not a curated record. The coding region runs from base 778 to 2328 and encodes 516 amino acids. Lineage: Eukaryota; Viridiplantae; Streptophyta; Magnoliopsida; Solanales; Convolvulaceae. The transcript is spliced from 2 exons. Gene Ontology annotation, molecular function: alpha-tubulin binding. Gene Ontology annotation, biological process: protein folding.